CACUGAAAUAGAAAAAGCUUUUAAAUUUAAAAGUCAUGUUACUAUGUAGAAAAAGUUUUAUUUUUAAAAAGCGACCAGCAAGUUUUCUAUAACAUUUUUUAUACAAAAGAAACAGCCAUAUCACCAUAAUUGACUCACAUAUUCAAUGCUUCAUGCCACGGCCAUGAAGCAUUGAUUCUCAAGCUAAAAUACAUACAAAACUCGCUCGAAUAUGAGCAAUUACAUACUUUAUAUGCAUUAUAAAUAAAAAAAUAUACUUAUGAAUCACAUUCAGUCUCCUUAUUCUAAAAUUAUUUACAUUUAUUUUUUUGCUGUUUUUUCCCCAAUAUUUUUAUAAAAAAAGUACACAAGACAUAUAGUACAAAAGUUAGGCUGGCCGGACUGAUAGUGACUGUGGUAAAGAGUCCAGUUCAGUUCUAUAUAUUAUUUUUACAUUAUAGCAUAAUCGGUCGUGCGUUUUUUUUAAUUCAUUCCACGGUUUAAAGUUCCAUAUGAUAACAUGCACGAAUUUUCUUUUACAAAAAGUUCUGUUUUGCAUUUAAAAAAUUUAAAAGAAGAUUAAACAAGUAUAAUGGAAAAAACAGUAAAACGUUCAUUGAACUUUCAACACGCCGAUGUCAAUUCCCCCAGGGGGUUAUUGAUGUUUUUUCAACACGAGUUAUAGGCCUGAUAAAAUUGUCAAAGAAAACUUAUAGAUAUAGAGUAGAAAAUAAAACAUAAAAUUCGGGUAGAAUUUUUUUUAAGUUUCAGCGUGAUAAUGAAUUUAAUGAAGAGUGUCGAAGACGCAUCUUUAGAAUUUAAAAGCCGCGAUUGCCCGUUUUGACAUGAAACUGACAAGUUACUUUAAAACGAACUGUCAUUGGAUUGAUAGAUGACGAAAUUUGUAUGACUCGCCGACCGACAUUCACAUCGCGACUAUCAAAUUCAUAAUCUUAUAGUAAAUCCACAUGGAAAAAGGAAGAAACGAAGAAAAUAGUAUAGAAAAAACCUUAAAAAAAUAAAGAAUAAAAUUUAUCCAAAAAGUGGUAGCUAUAUAUUUUUGUGCAAUCCAGGUUGAGUGUGGCUAGUGGCAUCGAUUAAAUAACCGCAGUAUGUUUGUAAACACUUAACGAUCAACUGAGCAAUUAUAACGACUUCUUAUCAAUGUUAUUCUUAUAUCUAAAUUUACCAUAUUUUGGAUUAUCCUUGUGCAUACACGCUGAGGGAAAGCUUUUAGAUUGCUCGAUAAACAUGUCAAAACUUGUUUGUUUUAAAUAUUUUAUCCGUUAUAUCUAUAGGAGCAUAUCCCAAGUUGGACGCAGAGUGUUUUUUUCGAUAAAAGCCAUUAAGAUUUGCCUAAGUUUGGAAAUUACCAAAUUGCUGAAAUGUCACGGCCACAAAAUAUAAUUUUAAUUUCUUAGGGAGGAGCUUUUGUGGUUUUUGUUUCAAAAUAGAGUUACAUUUAUGAACCUCGUGCUCCUUUUCACUUUCUUUCACGUAGAUGAAUCGCAUUCACCUAAGUAAGAAAUUAUGGCUAUGAAUAAAAGAUGAACUCUGUGUUGGAAAACAGGAAAUUAGUUUUUUUCUCGUUUUUUUCUCGUUUAUUUUCUUUAACAUAUCUCAGAUAAAUAGAUGUGCUCAAUGAAUUUUUUUUCCGACUGUUUUGUAAGUGGAAUGUUUGCCUUCAUAUUUUUAGAGAAAAAAAUAUAAUAACUAGUUAUAAUAAAAAAUAUAGCAAACAUUCAACUUUCACGAUAUUGUAUACAUAAAAAAUUAUGGAAACUUGAGAAAUAUGAAGAUCAGUUAUCUUCUCCUUCUAAUGUUAAUUUGCAAGAUCAAAUUCACUCGUCUUCAAAGACAUUGGAAAGACUUUCCUAUACAACAAGAUCAAACUUCAUCAAACGGAAAACCACCGCCACCACCAGCCAAAAAGUCCGGUGCCGAUCAAAGCGUUUGUUCGAAAUGCCACGACAUGUUUAGACUCUCAGACAAAGAGUUAGCACAGACGAAGAACAUAAAGACAUUCUGCAUACGUUUACUGCAAGUAAAACGCUGCAUGAAAAAAAUCAAAAAAACACAUUCCUUCUGCAACGGUAUUGGUUUAAUGACGCUUAGCACUGGUGUACAUUUAAAACGGCAGUACCAUAGGUGCCCAAGUAUUAGUGGAAUCAGCGCAAGUUCAAAGUCUACCAUCUUCAAAGAGAAUCGAAAAAAUACGAAGCCUCAAUGUAGGUACAUUCAAGCUAACCAAAACUUAAGCGAACCGAGACACUGUGGCAUGUUCGGCGAUCCUCAUUUACGUACGUUCUUUGACGUCCGUCAGACGUGCGUCGUGGCGGGUGCAUGGUCGCUUUUAGAUAACGACGUCUUAGCUGUUCAAGUGACGAACGAAGUAGUGCAGAAAACAGUGAGUGAAAGUGCUACUGCAACGACUAAGGUGUCUGUCAUAUUCAAAGAGGUCGAUUCUGCAUGCAUCACGCAAAGAAUUUACGAAGCAACGUCAAAGCAUCUUCCCUCUAUAUUUAAAGACAGCACGACAUUUUCCGGACCGGAAAGUUGCAGGACAAAAAUCUUUAAGCAUGACACAGACCUAACACGAAUAGAAAGUUGCCAUGCCAACACGACUUUAAUAAUACGCAAAAUAGGUAACUAUUUGAGUGUUAGUAUAAAAACACCAUAUGAAUUUGCGAACAAAAGCAAAGGCUUGUGUUAUUCAGGCUGUCCUCUACAGGAGGUUGUGGACACGUCAGCAUAUUUCGAAAACAAUCUAAAUCACGUGUCGGUGAAGAAUGAAGAAGCCAAGAAAAUAUGCAUUGAAGCAAACUUGACUGAUUUUUAUUUUGACUCGUGUGUCUUCGAUGUUUUAACAACUGGUGAUAAGCGAUUUGUCUCUGCAGCUAACGGUUCCAUGAUGGAUGCGAUAAGUCUGGACCCGAAGUUGCGACUGCGUCGAGAAAAUAGUGUUGUAUUGAACGUUGAAAGACAAACAUCCGGAGCAAGGACGUUAAAACAUUCCCACAUUUUUCUAGUGAUUUUGUCUAUUUUAAUCAUCUUGCAAAGGUGAUAUUUGUGGUAAAAGGGCAACUUCAUCCCUUGGAAAAAAUUAAAAUUAAAAUACUUGGAAGUCUGGAUGCGAAGUAGGGUCCUUCUCCUUCUCAACUAUAUUUAAUAUAGCCUAAUAUAAUUAUGUACGACAUAUCUGUGGGAACUUGACUGCAUUUCCAAGCCCGUUAUUGUUUUGUGAUUGGACUCCGAUCAGAGACAACAAAUAACUAAAUAGAAAUUUGCUUUAUACUUCUUAAAAAUAUGCUACUGUCUGGAUCAGACACUAUAGCAACGAAGGAGACUCUUUUUUCUUUAUAAAUGUCAAAAGACGUCAAUAUCCGUUUCCAAUGAAUUAAAGAAAUCGUUCAAAAUAGCGUCUUCGAUGGAGUGCAUGCACGCAAAUCUGCUUAAUUUCUGCUUUAGACAAUACUUCUCUUUGUAAUUUGUUAUAAAACUAAGAACACGAAUUGUUUUGCAGGGCAAAAUUCAUGUAUUUAAUAUUUUGUAAACAUUUUAAAAAAAGGUUGUGUUUUGCCUUCCUUCUAACAUACUUUAUUUCGAAAAAGUUAGGAAGAUACGGUAGAUUGCACUUACAGUGGUGAAGGCUAAACACGACACCUUAAAAAGACAUCUAAUUUAUUUGACUACAAUCUCGUCUCCGGGACCUUUUCAUGUUCAGAGGAUUAGGGGCGAGAUAUUAAAAACUUUAUUUUUCGAUUAGGAAUCACUCUUGAUGCAUGUAAAGAAAAUGGGCGAAUGUACCUCAUUUUGUGUUAUAAGUAAUUUGGUUAAUAUUUUUACGGUGUGUGAGGCAAUUGUAUUUUUCACAAAAAUAUUUGUACAUACAACCGUUUUUGGGUUUAUUUUGUGUAUAAUGAAUAAUUUUUUCUAUUAGCUGUGUUCACACGUGCUACAAAAAAGUUCACACGUGUAAUAUUGCUUGAUAGAGAGUUCUUCUAUCUACAAAAAUGAAAAACUAACACAGAAAUAUUUACAA
Messenger RNA from Hydractinia symbiolongicarpus, 4021 nucleotides. RefSeq names its product repulsive guidance molecule B-like. Gene Ontology annotation, molecular function: coreceptor activity. Gene Ontology annotation, cellular component: plasma membrane. Bases 1772 to 3043 code for a protein of 423 amino acids. Gene Ontology annotation, biological process: BMP signaling pathway. The transcript is spliced from 2 exons. Lineage: Eukaryota; Metazoa; Cnidaria; Hydrozoa; Anthoathecata; Hydractiniidae. The record is from RefSeq and is a predicted model, not a curated record.